Molecule: messenger RNA, 4055 nt
Organism: Talpa occidentalis (Iberian mole)
Lineage: Eukaryota; Metazoa; Chordata; Mammalia; Eulipotyphla; Talpidae
Gene: MTRF1
Product: mitochondrial translation release factor 1
Exons: 10
Coding region: 1300-2739 (479 amino acids)
Biological process (GO): translational termination
Molecular function (GO): translation release factor activity
Source: RefSeq, a predicted model, not a curated record
GUGGUAAUAACCUAUGAAAAUAUCCUAUAGAAGUCAGUAAUAUGGGAUUAUUUUUGCAUUUGUUUUUCAGGAAGAAAUAUUGAGGCACGGAGGUGAAAGAACUUAUAGAUGUGAUUACCAAGGAUUGUAUUCCCCUGGAAUAUUAAAAAUAAGGCAAUAUUUUUAUAUUUUCUUAAAAUUAUUCACCAGUUGGAUUUUGUAAUUCCCUUUUUAAUCAGUGGUUUUCAAGCUAUAAACCCACAUUAAGCCCCUAAAGUCUGUAAGUGUGUGUAAUAUCUAUAAAAUCACUAUAUAUGUAUAUAUCUCCACAUUUAAUGAUUAUAGAUAUGUAUAUAUACUUACAUAUUGUUACACGGGAGUGAGGGGGAGGAGAAGGAGCGUUAUGAUUUGUAAAAAUAUAGAUUUAUAGUCUCCUUAACUUAUUAUUUUCUCAAUCAAUGAAAGGUGAAAGUGUAACUAUUAACAUGGAAAACCCCUUUAAUUUGUGGAAUGAUGACAAGAGGGUCCUCAUGAAAAUAAUUCCAGGAAAAACUCCUUUAAUCGCUGCAUAUAUAAGGAAACUUGUAAUUUUAUAUAACAUGUAUUUUACAUGUACAGGUCUCUUAAUGAGAACUGUAAAGAGUCUCGCUCCUGGGAUUGACUAAAAGAGCGAAAACCAAAAGCUGUACUUAUCUGGGCUAAAAAGAGAGAGUGGGUCGGGAACUCGGUGAGUAAUAAACUACAACCCCCAGAAUUCUUAGCGGCGACCUGCCGGGAAUUGUAGUUCACUCUGCAGUCGGGACACCCUCUCCCAUACCCGUGUGGGUUGGGGACACGGUGAGUAAUGAACUAUAACCCCCAGGAGUCUUAGCGGUGACCUACCGGGACUUGUAGUUCAUUCUGCACUUUGGACACAGUCUCCCAUCCCCGCCUGGGCUCGGCUGCGGCUACGUGUGGUGCGUGGUCCUCUUGUGGGGAUUUUCCUUUGUCAUUUUUUUUUUUCUUUUCGAUUUGCCAUUUUUCUCUAGCGUUUUCUCAGCUCAUUGUUAAGCAAACCCAAGGAAGACUGCUCUAGAGAAAUGUCCCGCUGAGGAGGAACCGGAGAAGUUACCCAGGAGGAGUGAACCCGGAAGUGAACCCGGAAGUGAACGUGAUCACUCUCCGACCUCAGCAAGGAAAAUUAACGUCCUUCCUUCUUUUUCUUAGGUACUCACAAUUCUUUUCUCUUUUCUCACCUUAAAAUGUAUUUUUCCCUUCCAGAUUUUUUUUUAUACCAUACCGCCUCCUCACGGGUGUACUCCUUAAACGGAGUCAGACAGUAUGGUUUACAUGUGGUUCUCGCGCGUGCUGUGUGUCAGUCACGCCGAAGCUAAGGAGUGUUCUAGAAUAGUAUCUGCCACCGAGAGUAUUCCAGUCACUGAUGCUGAGAUGAAUCGUCAUCUGUUUGGUUGGCUUUUUAGACAUCCAUCUCUUAAUGGUCACCACCAAUGCCACAUCCACCCUCAUUCUCAUCAAUUUACACAGCUUCAUCUUGAUACAAGCCUGUUGGUUUUUAGACAAAACAGGAAUUGCAUUCUCUAUCAUCUGUUAAAGAAGAAUUUGUCCAAGAGAUGUUGUCAUCAAGAUACCAGGAAGCAUAGAGCACUACAGAAGUAUAUGGAAGACCUGAGUAAGGAGUACCAAACACUUGAUCAGCAUUUGCAGCAUCUCUCUGUGGACGAAGGGGACCGAAAGUCCUUGCAUCGAAGACAUGCUGAGUUGGCACCACUUGCAGCCAUUUACCAAGAAAUUCAAGAAGCAGAACAAACAAUUGAAGAAUUAGAUUCAAUGUGUACAAGUCUAAUUAAACAAGAUGAAAAACAGUUACAAGAACUUGCUUUGGAAGAAAGGCAAACCAUUGCUCAAAAAAUCAACAUGUUAUACAAUGAGCUUUUCCAGAUUCUAGUGCCAAAGGAGAAGUACGACAAAAAUGAUGUUAUUUUAGAGGUGACAUCUGGAAGAACUACUGGAGGUGAUAUCUGCCAACAGUUUACCCGGGAAGUAUUUGACAUGUACCAGAAUUAUUCACGUUUUAAGCACUGGAAAUUUGAACUUCUGAAUUAUACACCAGCUGACUAUGGUGGGUUGCAUCAUGCGGCUGCCCGAAUUUCCGGUGAUGAUGUCUAUAAGCAUUUGAAGUAUGAAGGUGGAAUCCACCGAGUUCAGCGAAUCCCUGAGGUGGGCCUGUCAUCAAGGAUGCAGCGUAUUCACACAGGAACAAUGUCAGUCAUUGUUCUUCCUCAGCCAGAUGAGGUAGAUGUGAAAGUGGACCCCAAGGAUUUGCGAAUAGACACAUUUCGAGCCAAAGGAGCAGGAGGGCAACAUGUCAAUACAACUGAUAGUGCUGUCAGACUUGUCCAUGUCCCCACAGGACUUGUAGUAGAAUGUCAACAAGAACGAUCACAGAUAAGAAAUAAAGAAAUAGCUUUGCGUGUAUUAAGAGCUAGACUCUACCAGCAGAUUAUUGAAAAAGACAAGUGUCAACAACAAAGUGCUAGAAAACUGCAGGUGGGAACAAGAGCCCAGUCAGAAAGAAUUCGGACAUAUAAUUUCACCCAGGAUAGAGUCACUGACCACAGGAUAGCAUAUGAAACUCGGGAUAUUAAGGAAUUUCUAUGUGGGGAGAAGUGCCUGGAUCAUCUAAUUCAGAAAUUGCUUCAAUCAGCAGAUGAAGAAGCCAUUACUGAAUUUUUGGAUGAAACUCUUAAAUUACCAAAAUAAAUGCUGCUUUAUUAUAUAAAUGAAAUGGACCUAUUUCAAGAAGCAGACGAAGGCAUGAAUAUCUUUGAAUGCUCCUAGAAUAUAGCUAAAAAUACAUUGUACUUACAAAUAUAUUUUUUAAUGAAACAAGUAACAUUUCUUGAACUAAGUUUUAUUUUUUAGGUUUCUUAUAGAAUUCAGUUCAGAGGAAAGUAGAAAACAAUCAUGUGGUGUUGAUAAGAGAAAAUAUUGAGAAUUGAUUAUGUGAUUUAGGACAGGUCACUUGUUCUCUUUCCAUGCCUUUUUUUUUUACAAAUUAAGCACAUUUUCAUCUAUUACUUCAAGAUGAUACCACAUGACAAAAUUUAGUGAUACAGAUUUAUAAACUGCUUUUUAAGCCCUUAUUUAAAGACAACAUACUGUUAAUCAUGUUAAAUUAGGAGUUAACAUGUUACUUUUCAAUAAAAGUGCAGACUAUGAGUCAGUGACAGUGAGUAUCUCAGAGAUACAGAUUGUCCAGCUCUUUGAGAACAGAAUGAAUUCUAUACUGCAUAAAUUAUAAACAAUAUUUAAAAUAGAUUCUGCUUGCCUUGUAUUUCUUGUUGUUCUUUGGCUUAAGUUAUUAAUAUGUAAUAAAUGUAAUAUGAGUAAUUUACUGCAAUCAGUUUUGUGUGGUGAUAAAGCCUAGCCUUUACCUUAGGGAACUUCCAGUUGAGUGAGGGAGCCAAAAGAUGAUAAAUCACCCACUCUACUACUAAUGGCAUGAUAUAUUUAGCAAUUAUUACCAGGAAGUUUAAAUAAGAUAGAGAGGGGGUUAUUAUUUUAGACAUUCCUUGGAAGAAAAGUACGUCAAGAGAGACUUGCUGAAAUAGCAUUUUAAAGCCAAUGGAAUUAUUUGUAGGUAGAAAUAAGUUUUUCCCCAUUUUUUUAUUUUGAAAUUUCCCAAGCACACAGAAAAUUUUUAGAAAUAAUUUCAAGAAACAGUUCAAUGAACGCUAUAAACUCUAUAGGUUCAACUGUGGUUAAUAUUUUGCCACCUUUGUUUUCUCUGCACCCACACACACAUGUACAUGUGCACACACAGUGGUUUGUGGACUUUAAAAAUUUGUUGCUGGGCCUCCCCGGUGGCGCAGCGGGUGAGCGCUGGGCUGGGAAGCUGCCCGAAGCCUCUGCAGUGCUGGUUCGAUCCCCGGCUGCUUCCCACAUGGUGCGCAGACCUCUCCUGCCGCCCACUGCUCCCCUCAGCAGUGUACUUCGGUCCUUCUGCCUGUUCUGCUCCCCGCUCUGGCUCUGGUGAAUUCUCUCACCCUCCCGCGCUUCUGAUUGUAACCACUGCU